Molecule: messenger RNA, 573 nt
Organism: Lactuca virosa
Lineage: Eukaryota; Viridiplantae; Streptophyta; Magnoliopsida; Asterales; Asteraceae
Source: the annotation of a GenBank genome assembly
AUGACCCACCUCUCCAUCUCCUCGACUACUUCGCUCUCACCCGGAUGUAAUUAUUGGUACCUAUCAACAAUCUUCAGUACUAUUGGCUCAAAUCAUGCGAAGGAAUCAGUUUACACCUUACCUAAUAUAAGCGUAUCCGCCUUUACCACCAGCGACCCUGAAACAUGGUUCUUGCCCGAAGAGUUACAUGAUGAUGAUGAUGAUGCAGGAGCUGAUGAUGACAUGCAGGUAGACACUGGCCAUGCUGGUAGCCCAUUUGAGGCCGAAGACCAUUAUGACCUCUCAAUCCAACAAUUGCUGCCACCCUAUUAUGCUCAGCCUUCGGGAGCACACUUCGAGCCACAACAUGAGUACCCGUCCUAUCAACAACACAACGAGCCCGAGCCCGAACCCGAGUAUCCUCUUGAUAUAUACGCUCAGCUUGCGGCCUUGCGCCUCGAGGGCAACCGGAACACAACAGUCAUUCGGCGCAUCGAGGAGCAGCAAGCUCGCACCAACAACUACUUGGAGGAUCUUUGGUAUCAUUUUCAGCCCGACAGCAGUUACCGUCCUCACGAGCCUCCUCCACAUUGA